This is a messenger RNA of Lepisosteus oculatus (spotted gar), 3411 nucleotides long. RefSeq lists its product as uncharacterized. Lineage: Eukaryota; Metazoa; Chordata; Actinopteri; Semionotiformes; Lepisosteidae. The record is from RefSeq and is a predicted model, not a curated record.
AAUAUGGAGAAAGUGCUUGAGGGAAGUACUGUUUGUGUGAUGAUGAACCACAUUUCAGUGGUGUGCAUGCCAAUACCUAUCUCAUCUCGUCUAGAUCAAUUCAGACAGACUCCCUCUGUGGAUCGAUAUCUCCGAAUCUAAAACUCUCUUUAUUUUGCUCAUUUAGCACUGCUGGAUUGUUAAACAGACUAUAUUCGAUUCUGAAAUGCUGAUCUUUUGGUAAGUUGGAGAUGAUUCCCUUCUGGCUGCUGUAUUUGAAGUUGCUGAGAGGCACAGCUGGAGUGAAAAAGAAUAAUGGAAAUGAACUGAGUGAAGACUGCAGCCGCACUCAAAAUCUGAAACAAAAAGAACAAAAAUACUUCUCUGAAACAGUAACCAUGGAGACAAGCCAGCUCUCAGAAAUGGCUACUGUAGUCGACAAUAAAAUGGAUCCUGUUGAAUCAGAAAUGUCUGAAAAUAAAUACUCGCCUGGAGCAGCUGGGCAAGCUAGUUUCCAGGCAGAUUUCUCAGAGUCAAAAGAAGCACAAGAUACAACAGAAAUCUGUGUUGCCACGGCACGAGGUGAAAUUCAAAGUGAUGAAUAUGAGGGCUUUGAAAAUGAAAAACAGGGUCUGAAAGAAGUUAUAUUCCAAGAUGAAGCUUUAAUUCUAGAGGUCGGAUUAGUUGAGUUUAAUCGGACAGAAUCUAUUACCUCUUCAGUAUCAGACACAACAUCUAGCGCAGGAAGUGUCUGUGAAAAUGAAUUCAUUGUCAGAAGACAAGAACCGGACAGCCAGGAUCAUCCAGAAAAUGUGAUUACUGUGGAUGAAUCUGGAGUCAGCCAUGUCACAGAAACAACAGAACAUGCAGUCCAAGACAUCAUAGCUAAAAGCCCCGGAGAUGAAGAACUGGAGACCUCUUUCUUAGAGCAAUGCAUUAAAGAAGAAACACUUUCUGAUGUGUCCACAGAAUCCUGUCAUGAACUUGACAACAAAGAACUGAUUGAGAGUCUACAGGAUGAAAUAGCUGCUGCUUCUUCAGACAGUGAAAUUGAUGAGAAAUGGAGAGCCAUAUUUUCUUCCUCUGUCAAUAAGGAAGGUGAAGAUCUCUUUUUGGACACCACUAAUGAGUCAAACACCCAGGAACUGUUGUUUGAAGAAACUGACAGGGAUCUGCUCAACCCUGAAGAGCUCAAUCAGAAGAAUGACGAAGUCUCUGACAUCAUAGGUAUUGAGGACAAACCUGAGUACCUCACAGAACAUGACUUUCAAGCACAGGACCAUUAUUACAGCUCUGCUCCUCUGCUUCAUGGAUUAUCCAAAAUUUCUGAAGAUGAGGAAGAACUUAGUCAAAGUUUGAAGCAGAAUAUUUAUGUAUCACACUCAGCUUUGUCAGAUCCUACCAAGAAGAUUCCUGAUGAUUACUGUGUAAUUCAAGAGACUAAGAAUGCAAAUGUCAGCACAGAGCAUGUUGACUUUAGAGAAGCACGAAAACAGUUUCGGAUGAUGGAGGAGCAAACAAAAUGCCAGGCCUGCCAACCUACUGUUAAGCCAAAUACAUGCCAGGGUGGCCAUAGCUUCAUGUACACUCCGGUCAGAAACAUCGACAGGCCAAAAAAAGAUCCUGAGGGUGAUAGUUUAGGGUUAAAUGAUUAUCAGAAUACUCUUUUCAGUCCAUGCUCAGAAGACUCUGGUCUGGGUGACCCCAGCUAUAGAUCCCCUUACGAUGAUCCAAGUUUCGCCUGUGACUUCAAAGACCUUUCAGAUUCAUCAUACAGUCGCCGGCUCAUUCCUGAGACUCCCAUUGAAAAGGAAAUCCGCCUGGCUUUGGAGAGGGAAGAGAACCUCCGUCGUGAAAGAGGGCUUUCAAAAUCAGUCAACACUAAUGAAUGUACAGAGACCAAACCUAAACCUGUAAUUCUAAAUCCAGGCAAGUACGACAAGGGAAUGUGCCAGGAAAUUGAGGAGAAGAGAAAGAUGUUUGAAACUCGGGAAGAAGUCUGCACUUUGCAGAGGUCUCCAAAACCCCCAUCUUUCACUAUAACAGCCUCACCAUCAAAAGGGCCUUUGUAUCAUGAAAUGGCCGCUAGUAAUGUCAUCAUUCUGGAGCCAGACACUUAUCUCUCUUCCCCAAGACACCGUGCAAAAGAUGCACUAAUUUCUCCAGUGGCUAAGAAGUCAAAUGAAUGGCCUUCAGAGGCAACCAAUGUUAUCAUACUUGAGACCUCCAACCUUAUCAUAAGGAGUGCAUCAGAGUUUUGCCUGAACUCUGCGUCAGAGGAGAGUCAAGAAAACACAUUCCAGAAUAAUCCUUUCUUCAAACUGCGUUCCAGGAGCACCCAGUCUCUUGUAGAUCAGGAAAUUAAAGUAGCCAAACAGAGAGAGGAAGAACUCCAGAGGCAAAGAGCAAGUCUGUAUGCAAAAGAGAAGUACAACACUGUCCUGGUAUCGCCGAAUCUGCUGGACAGCCUGACCUUUGACAAAUCAGAUUUGCCGGUGAGAUGUAGAUCUUCUCCAUCGUCACCAAUGAAGACAGCAUACAAAAUGGAUCGAUCAACACUUUCUUGUGAGACUAAGUUUCCAGAUUCCUUCUCUGGAGCUCGUCGCAAAAGUGCCAUGGCAUUGCGCUGGGAGGCUGGGAUGUUUACCAAUCAAGAACAAGAAUGAACAGAGGAUGCCAUCCAAAGUAAAACAUAUAGAUAUUCUGCUACAUUUGUCUAAAACAAUGGUGCAGGUCUAUAUUUGCUCAUGGUUAAGCAUGACAACGAGCUGCUUUUGUAGUUUUAUUGAUAAAAGGUUUAUGCACAAAUGAGCCAGAACAUAUAUUCUUUGUUGUUUUGUGGAAAUGCCACAAUGCCUGUGUGCUAUUUGGAUUUCGUAUUUAGUCCACAGUUCUUUACGUAUUACUUAUACAGUGUAAUUGUGUUGAGCACAGCUUUUGUACAUCAUGUCCAUGCUUCUCUGGAGGUAUACUACAGAAAGGGAAAAUGGCAUUUAUUUAUUGGAUUUUCUUAUCAAAUUUACUCACCUGGCACUUCAGAUAUGUAUUUUUUUCCCAAAAUGUGGAAAUAGAAUUUGAGUCAGUGACAUAAAAAUCACAAACAUUUAGAAACCAAUUUAUUUUAGGCAUUCAGCAGUAUGCAUCCCAUAGUAACAGUAGAUCAUUUUAACUUCUUUCAAAAUGCCUGAUUUUGUGUUUGCAAUAUUGUUAAUUUUUGUAAGCUUGACUGUGAAAUGGUGUCGUUUACGAAUAUGUUUUCAGAUUUAAUUGUACUACUUGCUUAUUCCUGAAUUUGAAUAUUUCCUAUAAUACAGGAGCACUUUGAUUGCCUUUUCACAGCUAAUUUUUUGCUUGGUUAACCUUGUAUUUUGAAAAAAAUGAGUGUGUGGCAAAAGGUUGAUGCAAAAUAAAGGUGUGGUGAAUCAUUUAGAG